Messenger RNA from Rattus rattus (black rat), 5037 nucleotides. It is a transcript of the gene Rabgap1, whose product is annotated as RAB GTPase activating protein 1. The record is from RefSeq and is a predicted model, not a curated record. The coding region runs from base 237 to 3434 and encodes 1065 amino acids. The transcript has 26 exons. Lineage: Eukaryota; Metazoa; Chordata; Mammalia; Rodentia; Muridae.
AUUGUGGGCGGGGCGCGGGGCGAGGCUGGGGAAUCCGGCCGCGGAGGGUCGGCCCUGUGAGCUCCGCAGUUGCGGCUCUUCUGUAGCAGCCGGGCCAGAGCUCUGUUCUUCGCGGCUGCAGUCACGGAGGGUUCCCGCCGGCCGUUGUCUGCAUGGGCCUGAGCAGCCUGUCUGCGAGCAAGCCGUGGCAUUUAAAAAAUUUUAACCAUUCAUGAGUUGAGCCUCAUUCUUGAGUUAUGGAUGACAAGGCCUCUGUUGGAAAAAUCAGUGUCUCUUCAGACUCAGUGUCCACUCUUAAUAGUGAAGAUUUUGUCUUGGUUUCCAGGCAAGGAGAUGAGACACCAUCUACAAAUAAUGGGAGUGAUGAUGAGAAGACGGGACUCAAGAUUGUAGGGAAUGGGAGUGAACAGCAGCUUCAGAAAGAGCUAGCAGAUGUGCUGAUGGAUCCUCCCAUGGACGACCAGCCAGGGAUGGAAAGGUCACACCUGGAUGGGGAAGGAGAUGGGCCUCUUUCUAAUCAGCUCUCAGCUUCAUCCACCAUUAAUCCUGUGCCCCUGGUAGGGCUUCAGAAACCAGAGAUGAGCCUGCCAGUGAAACCUGGACAAGGAGAUUCUGAAGUGUCAAGUCCUUUCACACCAGUGGCUGAUGAGGAUAGUGUAGUUUUCAAUAAACUAACUUACUUAGGCUGUGCCUCAGUAAAUGCUCCCCGGAGUGAAGUGGAAGCCUUGAGGAUGAUGUCUAUCUUGAGAAGUCAGUGUCAGAUUUCUCUGGAUGUAACCCUCUCAGUGCCGAAUGUAUCUGAAGGAACUGUGAGACUUUUAGAUCCUCAAAUAAACACUGAAAUAGCAAACUACCCUAUCUACAAAAUCCUCUUCUGUGUUAGAGGGCACGAUGGGACUCCUGAAAGUGACUGUUUUGCAUUCACUGAAAGUCACUACAACGCAGAGCUCUUCAGGAUACAUGUCUUUCGCUGUGAAAUACAAGAAGCUGUAAGCCGGAUACUUUACAGUUUUGCCACCGCCUUCCGCCGCUCUGCCAAGCAGACCCCACUCUCAGCCACAGCUGCACCACAGACUCCUGACAGCGACAUCUUUACCUUCUCUGUGUCUUUAGAAAUAAAAGAAGAUGAUGGUAAAGGUUAUUUUAGUGCUGUUCCCAAAGACAAGGACAGACAGUGCUUUAAACUGCGCCAAGGUAUCGAUAAGAAGAUUGUCAUCUGUGUGCAGCAAACAGCUAACAAAGAACUUGCCAUUGAAAGGUGCUUUGGUCUUCUCCUUAGCCCAGGAAAAGAUGUCCGAAAUAGUGAUAUGCACUUGUUGGAUUUGGAGUCUAUGGGUAAAAGUUCAGAUGGAAAGUCAUAUGUUAUUACUGGAAGCUGGAAUCCGAAGUCCCCACAUUUUCAAGUUGUGAAUGAAGAAACUCCUAAAGAUAAAGUGCUGUUCAUGACAACAGCUGUGGAUUUGGUGAUAACAGAAGUACAGGAACCUGUUCGAUUUCUUCUAGAGACAAAAGUUCGAGUAUGCUCACCUAAUGAAAGGUUAUUCUGGCCCUUCAGCAAACGGAGCACUACUGAAAACUUCUUUCUGAAACUGAAGCAGAUAAAGCAGAAGGAGAAGAAGAAUAAUGCUGACACUUUAUAUGAAGUUGUGUGUUUGGAAAGUGAGUCAGAGAGAGAGAGGAGGAAAACUACAGCCAGUCCUUCAGUUCGCCUGCCACAGUCUGGAUCCCAGAGCUCCAUGAUCCCCUCUCCUCCAGAAGACGAUGAAGAAGAGGAUAAUGAUGAGCCUCUAUUGAGUGGAUUUGGGGAUGUAUCCAAAGAAUGUGCAGAAAAAAUUCUUGAAACAUGGGGAGAACUGCUGUCAAAAUGGCAUCUCAACUUGAAUGUGAGACCAAAGCAGUUGUCAUCCUUAGUGAGAAGUGGUGUUCCUGAAGCUCUCCGUGGAGAAGUCUGGCAGCUGCUAGCAGGCUGCCACAACAACGAUCACUUAGUGGAAAAGUACCGGAUUCUCAUCACAAAGGAGUCUCCCCAAGACAGUGCUAUCACCAGAGAUAUUAACCGCACAUUUCCAGCUCAUGACUACUUCAAGGACACAGGAGGAGAUGGACAAGAUUCCUUAUAUAAAAUAUGCAAGGCAUAUUCUGUGUAUGAUGAAGAGAUUGGUUAUUGCCAGGGCCAGUCCUUCCUCGCGGCUGUGCUGCUUCUUCACAUGCCUGAAGAACAGGCAUUCAGUGUUCUGGUCAAGAUCAUGUUUGACUAUGGUCUCAGGGAACUUUUCAAGCAAAAUUUUGAAGAUCUACAUUGCAAGUUCUACCAGCUGGAGCGCCUCAUGCAGGAAUAUAUUCCUGAUCUGUACAACCACUUCCUGGAUAUCAGCCUUGAAGCACACAUGUAUGCCUCCCAGUGGUUCCUUACACUGUUCACUGCAAAAUUCCCUCUCUACAUGGUCUUCCAUAUCAUCGACCUGCUCUUAUGUGAGGGAAUAAGUGUCAUCUUUAACGUUGCCCUUGGAUUACUAAAGACUUCCAAGGAUGACUUGCUGUUGACAGACUUUGAGGGUGCCUUGAAAUUCUUCAGGGUUCAGCUCCCUAAAAGAUACCGCUCAGAAGAAAACGCAAAGAGGCUCAUGGAGCUAGCCUGCAACACAAAGAUUAGCCAAAAGAAGCUGAAGAAGUUUGAAAAAGAGUACCAUACCAUGAGGGAGCAGCAGGCCCAACAGGAAGAUCCCAUCGAGCGGUUUGAGCGGGAAAAUAGGCGGCUACAAGAAGCUAACAUGAGGCUGGAACAGGAAAACGAUGACUUAGCUCAUGAGCUGGUCACCAGUAAAAUUGCAUUGCGGAAGGACCUGGAUAAUGCAGAGGAAAAGGCAGAUGCAUUGAAUAAGGAGCUGCUAAUGACCAAGCAGAAGCUGAUUGAUGCAGAAGAUGAGAAGAGAAGGUUAGAAGAGGAGUCUGCACAGUUAAAGGAAAUGUGCCGCCGUGAACUUGACAAGGCAGAAUCAGAGAUUAAAAAAAACAGCUCUAUCAUUGGUGACUAUAAGCAGAUUUGUUCUCAACUGAGUGAAAGACUGGAAAAGCAACAGACAGCCAAUAAAGUGGAAAUUGAGAAAAUCCGGCAAAAGGUAGAUGACUGUGACCGCUGCCGAGACUUCUUCAACAAAGAAGGGCGAGUGAAAGGUGCCAGCUCAGUCAAGGGGGUUUCAGAUGAGGACACAGACGAAGAAAAAGAAGCACUCAAGAACCAGCUGCGGGAGCUGGAGCUGGAGCUGGCACAAACCAAACUGCAGCUGGUAGAAGCUGAGUGCAAGAUCCAGGACUUGGAACACCACUUGGGCCUUGCCCUCAGUGAGGUGCAGGCUGCCAAGAAGACCUGGUUUAACCGAACACUGAGCUCCAUAAAGACAGCAACGGGCGUGCAAGGGAAAGAGACGUGCUGAGAGCAGCUGCUGCCUCCACACACCUCCAGAAAACACACCACCUUUUGUUGCCUUCUUUGGCCAGAUGUGUGAUUCUGUGAUAUGUUGCAGGACCAGAAUGUACCUAGGUCAGAGCUGUAUAGUAUGUUGGUAGAUCAGUGGGCCAGGGCUCCUGCAGCAGGCUGCAAACCCAAUUGACGCUUUGGGCAUGCACCAGAGUCCUUCCUCCUAGUGCCAUUAAGGCCUCUUUUCUGUAUAGGAACACUUCACACAGCCAGAGUUGGGGUAUCCCCCAAUGUAUUGGGUUUUCUUUUUAAACCCUUUAAAAAAAAUUGUGUGUGUGUGUAUACAUAUACACAUGCAGACACUCUGUCCUUUGAGUGGGGAGCAGGGAUUCAGAGAUUAGAGUAAUUCUCAUCUGUCAUUGCCAGCAAAAGCUCCCAGAGACAUGAAAAGCACUUUGAGUAAAGGGUCUCGUAGUCACAGGUCAAGUCACCUAAUUUUGUUAACUAAUAUAGUGCAUAGGUUUUGAUUUGGAAUUAUUCACAUUGCCGAGCAAUUCUAUGCAACUCUCAUAGUCGUAUUUCCUUCCUUCCUUCCUCCCUACCUUCCUACCUUCCUUCCUUCCUUCCUACCUUCCUUCCUUCCUUCCAAAAAAGCAUUAGCUGCCAAAACUACUUCUAUAGGCUGGAAUGGGCCACAUGACUGUGAGACUGAAUCAAUCAUGACAUGGACAGCUCUUUGUUAAAGUGUCAUGUGUGUAUAUAUAUGUGUGUGUGUGUGUGUCUGUAUAUAUGUGUGUGUAUAUAAAUAUAAAUAUAUAUAUAUAUACAUAUAAAUACCUUCCCCGGCACCCUGCAGUGACAGUGUUUAAGUCCCAGACAACCUGCUAAUCUACCACUGCCAUCUGUGGUUAUGGGGCACUUCCUUUCACUCAAGGUUUAUUGGGCUCUGUUCUUCCUGCCAUUGUAGGAGCUGGCAAGAGCUCCUUGACCACUAAUGUUUUGCAUAGCAGGUUGUUCAAGUAAGGAAGACUGAAUACAUGAAAGUAUGUACACACUGUAAGAUCUUACUUUCCUGGCUCAAUCUUUGUCAGGCCUCUGAAGCCUCCCAGAGUAGCCAGGUAUCGAUCUCACUGGUCAGAUGAUGGGCUGUGGAUUCUCACCUUAAAGCUAUGAAAUGGUGGUUUUAGCACCUUUUAAAAUUAAAAAAAAAAAAAAAAACCUUUUGACUCUUAAUUUAUAUGCUGACAAGCAGUCUCACAAGUGGCUCAUCUUCUCUGCUGUAUGGUCUGCUCUGUGUGGAGGUAGCUUGGGUUUGUAUAUAAGGACACGAGUUAUUUCCUCUUCCCCUGUUGGCUUUACUAAUGCUUAAUGAGGUCAUCUACAGUGGGGAGAUAAUAAGUGGCCUGCUCUUCCCCAGACCAUCCCCUACCACUUCCAGUAUCUGUCCUAUUCAGUUAACCCAAAUAGCUGUAAGCCCAUCUAAAACUAGGUGUGUGGACAUUAUGUGCUAGGGUAGUUUGUGCGUCACCUUUAUGAACUGAAAUAUAAACCAGUAAAAUUGUAUUACUAUUUCUUUUGUUUUAACAGCAUAUUCAUUAAAUAUUUUGGUACAAACAGCA